Bombina bombina (fire-bellied toad) is the source of this 5694-nucleotide messenger RNA. It is a transcript of the gene VWDE, whose product is annotated as von Willebrand factor D and EGF domains. Gene Ontology annotation, biological process: anatomical structure development. Gene Ontology annotation, cellular component: cell surface; extracellular region. Gene Ontology annotation, molecular function: signaling receptor binding; calcium ion binding. NCBI's taxonomy places the organism in Eukaryota, Metazoa, Chordata, Amphibia, Anura, Bombinatoridae. The record is from RefSeq and is a predicted model, not a curated record.
UGGUUGGUACAAGGCUAUACUGACCUACAAUACUAUAACUAAAUGAUGAGGUUUUGUGUUGAAGACACUUUAUUAUCUUAGGGACUGAUCCCAGAACAACCAAUCAACAACACACUGGAUUUUCUUCAUUGAAUGUUGAAAUUGAGAUACUUUCUUCUGUACAGAUUAUUCUCUGGUCAUGUUAACAAUGAGGCAAGCUUCUUUGAAGGGAUUUUUCACAAUUUGGGUUGUGGUGAUAAUUUUGCAAACAGCUAGAUCUCAGGAAGCUCCAGAAUGCACUUCAAGUGGUCAUCAGAUUCUGCAGAAUCCAUACAGAAGUUCGGAUUUUGAUUCUUUGAAACUGCAGCAGUCAGCCAUCCAUGAUUUAAUUUGUGAUCACUCAUUGACUGCAGGGUGGUAUCGCUUUAUGAUUUUUGACAAACCAGCUGAGAUGCCAACCAAGUGCGUGGAGAUGAAUCACUGUGGAACUCAAGCCCCUGUCUGGUUGUCCUUACGGGAAUCUGAAACGCUUCCUCCACCUGGUGAGGUGAGACAUCUCACAGCCUGUGCAACAUGGCAAUUUAUCUUUAGGAACACUGAAGACUGCUGUCUUUUCCGCAUCCCAGUGACUGUCAGAAAUUGUGGCGAGUUCUUUGUGUACCUAUUACAACCCACCCAAGGGUGCAUGGGCUAUUGUGCUGAGGUUAUCUCUGACUCAAAAUCACAAUGCGAGAUAAAAGAUGAAGAUGGAAUGUGUAUAAGUAAAGUGGCCACAAAAGUGUUAUUGCCUGAUCCACCAAAGGUCCCUGAAAUUGUAGUUGAGAUGGUGGGGACAGUUGUUUACUUAAAGUGUUAUUUUGACGCUCCAGCUACUAACAACUCUAUGGGCUUUGUGAUCCAGUGGUCUAGACUUUCAGCUGAAGGAAUCACAGAAGAACUGAGACAAGAGUCCAUAGAUCAAACAUUUUCUACAAUUGAGCUGGAUGGUAUUAACGUCAGACUUGGAGACAGGAUAUACUGCAAUGUUUACAGUUUUCUCCUGGAUCAACCAGAUGUUCACAGCACCACAGUUGAAAGCAAGGAUUUUUUUGCUGGCAUUAAGCUGAUUCCUGAAGCACUUACCAUAUCAGAAGAUGGCAAUGAAUAUCGUAUGACAGUGGAGAGCACAGUACCAAUCUCAUGCGCAGGGUCUAGCCAGCAACAGCAGAAUGAGUGCAAAGUCACACUGCAAAUCCGUACUGCAAACAAAGAUGAAGAGGAACAUAGUUCAGAUCUGGCACUUUCAGCUUGUCAGUUGGAUCUGUUGCCGUCGCUCUGCCAGAAUGGAUCCUGCGCUCAAGCUGUAUUUUAUUACACAGCCAUAACAGAUUUUGCAGCAGAUGGAGACAAAGUUUCCAGCAUUGUAGUGGACCCCAUAGUUAGCACAGAUUUUGUGUGGAAUGGAUACACGCCGCAAAGCACACAGAUAACAGUGAAGGACCUUCCUACAGCUUUCUGCUAUUCAUUUACUGAUCCUCACGUGAUUACAUUUGAUGGAAGAUAUUAUGACAAUUUUAACACUGGAACCUUUGUACUAUACAAGAGUACAUCACGUGACUUUGAAGUUCAUGUCCGCCAAUGGGAUUGUGGCAGCCUUCACUACCCGGCCUCAUGUAACUGUGGCUUUGUUGCCAAAGAAGGAAAUGACGUCAUUUCAUUUGACAUGUGCAGCGGUCAGCUUCACGAAUCCCAACCUCAUCUAUCAGUGAAGAGCCGGGAUUCAACAAGUACAAAUUUCAAAAUCACUGAAUCCUAUUUAGGAAGAAAGAUUACAAUUUCUUUCUCAUCUGGAGCUUUUAUUCGUGCUGAUGUUAGUGACUGGGGAAUGAGUUUAACCCUCAGGGCUCCUGGAUCUGACUUUAAGAACACGUUGGGACUUUGUGGAACUUUUGAUGGAAACUCUAACAAUGACUUUCAUAACACCAAAGGAGACCCACUUGAAGAGCCUUCAAACAACUAUCUUUAUUUUAUAAAUCAAUGGAAAAUUUCUGCUGGAACUAGUUUUUUUGACAAAACACCAUCCUCCUCAUCAUUUACCAAAAACACAAAAUACUGCAGCUGUACUUAUAAUAGGAAGGAGAUGCCCAUAUCUUCUAAUGUUGUUAUAACACAUUCUCAUUCUGAUUAUGCUUCCAUUUGCCAAGAGAAUGAUAAUGUUAUAUAUACCUCACUGAUACCUAGCCUAGAUGUAACAGCUGAGUACAUAAGUUCUCUAGAUACCCUGAGGGAUUUGAGUAAGCGUUCAAUCCCAGAUAUUCUUCAAGAAAUUGAAACAUAUUCUUCUGAAGAUGGACUUAGUUUGAAUUCAAGUGAAGUUAGAAUUAAAGGCCAUAUUCCUAAGGUUGACACCAUUAAAAACAGAUUUAAACGUCAGAAUUAUUAUGAAUACCUUUCAACCUUCCAGUAUCAGAGCCUGAGUCAAGCUGACCUGGAAGGCUUCAGCUACUUUUUCCCAGAAGACCAUUCUACCGAUACACACCCGGAGUUUCAUCCUUCUUGGCCUACUGCAUCAGGGAUGACUCAUUUUUACGCUUCAGAACUUUGCCAGCAAACAGUUUUCAACUCAAGCAUAGGAAAUGUGUGUGUUUAUUAUCUUGGAAAUCGCUUAAAGGAUGUAGCUGAUAUGUGCAUGGUAGAUUUAUUGCUGAAAGAUGACUUAAACUGGGCAGAAGCUGGUUUGGCUCUACUGGAAAAUGAGUGUGAACGAAAACUGGUGGAAUCAGGACACCAUAUUACAAAUCCCUUAAAAAAUCCUGUGGAAAACAUUAUCUUAGCCUUAAAAUGCCCUAACCUCUGUAGUGGCAAUGGGCAGUGCAUGGAUUGGGGUUGUUCCUGCUAUCAUGGUUUCAGUUCCUAUGACUGCAGCAUAUUAGCUGACCAGGUGCCGGAGAUUAUGGAGCUUGAAAAUGAUGGCCUAUGUGAUGUUCGUAAAUACGAUUGUACAUCUGUAAGAGUGUUUGGACUCGGUUUUAAAGAAACACCUAAUCUUAAAUGUGAAUUUACUAAGCAGCAGUACAGUGGUGGCAAAUGGAUCCUUAACAACCCAGUACUUAUGGAUGCAUCCUUCAGAAAUACCAGAGCUAUUGAUUGUCAGAUUCCAAUAGAGGACAACCAUUCUGAUGGCAUUGGUUCAGUGGAUGAUAAACCAAUUGCAAAGUGGCAAAUUAAGGUAUCAAAUGAUGGCUAUACCUAUAGUAACCAUAGAGCUGUGACGUUAUACGAUGGAGCAUGUCAAACCUGUGAUCCACAAUCAGAUGGACUAUGCACACUAAAGGAAAAAACAUGUAAUAUAGAUGGACUCUGCUAUGGUGAAGGUGAUACAAACCCUACUAGUCCCUGCCUGCUCUGCAAACCUGACAUCUCAAAGCUGACUUGGUCUGUUGCUGAAAAUAACCAGCCACCAGUGGUCAAUUCAUUACCUGACAAACUAGAGACUUUUGAAAGUGAGAACUUUUUGUAUCAGUUUGUGGGCUCAGACCCAGAAGGCUCUGCAAUUCUUUUUAUGUUAGAAUCUGGUCCAGAGGGAGCAACGUUGUCACCUGCAGGACUGCUUAUUUGGAAAGCUAUAGCCCAAAGUAGACAAGAAAUUGUGCUUUCUGCAACUGAUGACUGUAAUGCCAAGACAAGAGUGACAUUGCAGGUAAUGGUCAAGCCUUGUGGUUGCUUAAAUGGAGGAUCAUGUGUAGCAAACAUUAAUUUCCCACCUGGACAAGGAGAAUAUCUGUGUGUGUGUGCACAAGGGUUUGAGGGUGAACUCUGUCAACUCAAUAUAGAUGAUUGCCAGUCUAAUCCAUGUGGUCCUGGCACAUGUGUGGAUGAAACAAACAGCUACCACUGUAAAUGUCCUCUUGGCCUCAAUGGAACAGCAUGUCAGGAAGAUGUUGAUGAGUGUUUGUCCAGUCCUUGCUUUCAUGGUGUGUCUUGUACUAAUACUUAUGGUUCAUAUUAUUGUGGUCAGUGCCCACAGGAUUAUGAAGGCGAUGGAAAGAUAUGUGUUGGCAGAGUAAUCGUUACAACGCCAACCCUGUCCACUGCGGUGUCAGAAAUUUCUGCACAAAAUCAUCAUUAUAUUGACAAUGGAAUCAGACAGAAUGAAAGAUAUAGUAAUCAAGAUCAUACUGCUCAUAAAUACACCCAAAAAAACAUGUCUGGUUCUCCAUCAAUACCUGUUCAAAAUACAGAGUUUACUAUUGGUGUUCCCCAUCCAACCAUUCAUAGUAAAUACACAUAUACUACUUCUUUUAAAACAACACAAAAAAUUCCAUCUGUUCAAGACAGCACACCAAAGAGGCACCGAACAACAGCUUAUAUGUCUCGCAAUGCCUGGAUGACUACUCAUGUUUUAAGGUCCAGCUACAGAGUGAAUCGUACAGCCACAUACCCACCUGCACAGACUAUGAUUAAUACCUCCAGAAAAAGGGUGACUAAGAAAACAGAAAAGGACACAACUGAUAUUGCAGAUGAAAGACUAUUAUUAAACAAAGCCACUGAUUCUAAAGAACAAGGAUUUUAUACAACACAAGAAGAAGAUAAUAUUUCCUUUAUAAAUAGAUCUGAAUACCACAGAGGAGAGCUGAAAACUCCAGUUACAGAGGCACCAGAGAUGCUGACAUGUGCUGAUUCCCCUUGUUUUCCUGGCGUUCCAUGUGAACCAACAAAAGAAGGAGGCUUUAAAUGUGGAAGAUGCCCAUAUGGCUUCUAUGGAGAUGGUGUUGCUUGCAAGGCUAUUUGCCGACAUCCAUGUGGAAGAAAUAUGGACUGCACUGCACCAAAUGUUUGCAAGUGUAAGCCAGGUUAUUCGGGCUAUAACUGUCAAACUGCUGUGUGUCGUCCUGACUGUAAGAAUAGAGGGAAGUGUGUUAGACCCAAUGUCUGUGAAUGUGCUCCAGGAUACGGAGGAACUACGUGUGAUGAAGCAUACUGUGAUCCACCCUGUGAACAUGAAGGUGUUUGCCAGGCAAGAAAUGUCUGCACUUGCCCAUUUGGUUAUGUUGGACCCAGAUGUGAAACAAUGGUUUGUAAUCGGCAUUGUGAACAUGGUGGAGAAUGUGUUUCUCCAGAUGUCUGCAAAUGCAAACCUGGAUGGUAUGGACCCACAUGUAGCACAGCUGUGUGCUCUCCUGUUUGCCUUAAUGGUGGUACUUGUAUGAAGUUAAACAUUUGCCUCUGUCCAAAUGGAUUCUUUGGCCCCCAGUGUCAGAAUGCUGUUUGCAAUCCUCCUUGUAAAAAUGGUGGCCACUGUAUGAGAAAUAAUAUAUGCACCUGUCCAGAUGGGUAUGUUGGAAAAAGAUGUCAGAAAAGUGUUUGUGAGCCAAUGUGUAUGAAUGGAGGAAAAUGUGUCGGUCCCAAUAUCUGUUCUGCUGCAUCAUGGAAAGGAAAAAGAUGCGACAUGCCUAUAUGCCUUCAAAAGUGCACAAAUGGCGGCGAGUGCAUAGGACCUAGCACGUGUCAUUGCCCUCAUGGGUGGGAAGGGUCUCAGUGUCAAACACCUGUCUGCAAUUCCAAGUGUCUAUAUGGAGGACGAUGCGUAUUGCCUAACGUAUGCUCAUGUCGCCCAGGGUACACGGGUGGGACAUGUAAUCAGAGAUUACAGGUACCACGAGGCUGAACAAAGACUAAGUGAAUGGCAUCAAUGUUGUGCAGCGGAUACUUCAAUAAACUUAUAUCACUAAAGAA